UUUUGUCUAUGCGUCAUUCAUUAAACUCUUCGCGUGUGUGAUUCCGUGAAAUUAUUUAUAAUUUGGUUUAAUUAUAGAUAAUCUUGUAUUUGUACGUCUUUAAGUCAGUUAGGAAGGCGUGCAUGUGAAAGCGGUGAUUAUUCAGAGACGCAGCGAUUGCGGAAACAUGUGUUUUGAUGUGAACAUCAAUGGUGCUAGCUGAUGACACCUAGAAAAAUACAUGUCAACAAAUUUUAAUUAUCUCGUGUUGAAAACGUGGGACCGUGGGGUGUAUUUGUAGUGUUUGAGUUGAGCAUUGGUUAGGUGUGAGUUGUGAAGGUGUAGGUUGGGUGGAACUGGAGAAAUAAUGGACUAAAGUCAUUUCCGGCCGCGAUGUCCCGGUGAAGUUGUUGAGUGUAGUGUUGGAUCCGGCUGUACCAUGGCGAACCCAGGGAUCGGGGUCUCCUUUGACCCCAAUGACAUGACCAGUUGGUAUUUCCGCGAGCUGUCGCGCGCCGAGGCCACGAGACUUCUGCUGAACGAGACUGAGAGUGGCGUGUUCCUGGUCAGAGACUCGAAGACUAUACAAGGGGACUAUGUGCUAUGCGUCAGGGAAGACGACCGAGUGUCCCACUACAUAAUAAACCGCGUGGUAUCAUCAGACAGCACGGUCAGGUACCGGAUCGGUGACCAGCUAUUCGCGGAUAUGCCGUCGCUAUUGUCCUUCUACCGCCUCCACUAUUUGGACACCACGCCGCUAGUGAGGCCGUUGCCGCAGGCACGCGCGCGCGCCGCCGCUCCACCGCCCCCCACCCCGCACCAAGUAUUGGAGUUGGUGAUAGCGAAGUUCGACUUUGAUGGUAGUGACCCUGACGACCUGCCAUUCCGCCGAGGGGAGCGAUUGAUGGUCAUCAACCGCGAUGAGGAGCAGUGGUGGACGGCACGCAACGGCCAGGGCCGUACUGGCUCCAUCCCCGUGCCCUAUGUGCAGAGGAUUUUGGACCCCUCCGGCGUUCCGUACCCGCCGUCGGAGGCCAAGAACCAGCUGGGUGAUCCGCCCAGCCCGCCCACCAAUAAGCACACUCAACAGCACAGCACAAAUCUACAGCGGACGUUACCAGCCCUGGCUAGAGUGAGACAAACCCGGGUGCCGAAUGCGUACGACAAGACCGCUCUCAAACUAGAAGAAGGAGAGAUAGUUAAGGUUAUAAAGAUGAAUAUGAACGGGCAGUGGGAAGGCGAGCUGAAUGGGAAGCGUGGCCACUUCCCGUUCACGUACGUUGAAUUCCUGGACGACAACGCGGCGAGCUAAGUGCCUGGCACGCAGGGCUGGACUAAGGGCGGGGCCCGCAGCGGUCAGGUUAGACAGUAUUUGGCCUCCAGAGUUAUGCGGUGUGAGUGAGCCCGCUAGACUCAUAUUAUUGAGCUUGGGUAACUCCUUGCGGUGUAAGUGCGCCCUCUAGGCUUAUAUGAUUGAGCUAGUCUCAUAGUUGGCGGACUUUGUCAAGUGUUUGGUUGAGAGGUGCAGUGCAGUGCUAAUCAAAGGGCCCCGCUUGUGAUGGUGAAAUUAAGUCUUGGACGGGGUAUGGGCGGGUUUGAAUCAUUUUUUUAUCAGUAUACUACAAAUUCAAAUACACAAUCAUCAAAUGUUAUAUUUGUUAUAGUGCGAAUAUUCUUGUAAUUUUUUGAUAAAAUGGGACCCGCUACCGCCCUUAUUCCGCCCCUGACUACUACUGUGUUAAUGUUUACAUAGUGUAAAUCAUUUAAUGAACUUUACAUAAUUUGCUAUACAAAUUCAUUAUACAUACAAUAUGUCAUAAGAUAUUUGAAUUUGCGAAGUGCUCUCAAUCUCAAGUUAUAAAUGACAAAAAUAUCUCAAUAAAGAUUCCUUUAAAAGUGUCUAUUGAGGCAUAUUUGUUGUUUCUAGUCUUAGAUAAACGAGUUUGCCCACCGGGCCUUGUAUAUUGCUUUAUUGUAAGCUGUUAAUAAAUGCAAUCAUUUGAGGAACACAGGGGCGUAUUAAGGGGACUUUUGGGGCGAUGUGAGAUCAUAAAUGACCCCCGUUUAUACAGGUCGGCUUGACCUAAAAUCACAAAGCAAAGCAAAACAUGCGUCUUUAGUUAAUUCAACUUCCUCGUACGCCAUUGUGAGUUAUUUUUUCUGCCCAUUAUUUCUUCUAUUAUCAAUUUAUUAAUAUUAUUUUCAUAUACACCCUUAGAAAAUGUAUUUGUCUAUUACAGAGUUAAUGAAAUAUAUAUUUUUUCAUCAUUUAAAAUGUCUCCAUUUGAUUUAUUUUGAGAGACGCGGUAUCUGAUUUUGGAUGACAAUAUCAGAGAAUUCUUAUAGGUAAACUCUACCAACAAAAUAUUGAGUCAAUUUUAUAAAAAGAUCCUCAAUUUGCAGCUGUAUUAAUAUUAAAAAUAUACUUCUAUUAUUUUAAAGCUAAUCUCAAAAUUAAAAGUGCGAUUUAUUUUAUUUAGGGGUUAUAUAAAAUAUAUUUUUAUACCAAAGAAUUCAUAAAUAAAUAUAUAUAUCAGUUAUUUUUGUAAAUAAACAAAAUCAGAUACUGAAUGGUCUUCCAGUUUGCCAUUACACCAGCACAUCGGGCGUUACAUGUUGAUCUUAGAAUAGACCUUAUUAUCUAUUGAAUAAGAGCUAAUGUUACGUUUGAUGUGCGUCGAGUUAGAAUUGAAAUAUUAUAUAGAAUAUAAAGAACCUAUGAAGUGUUUAUUUAUAUCAUUGACAUAGGGUGAUAGGUAUUUCUAUUGCGAUGACGGUGCUUCGUGCACUUGAUUAUUUGAAAAAAUGAGAUUAAGUUUUCUUACAGAUAUCAAGUAAGUACGACAAGAUUUCUGAUGAUUAUUCCAAAUGAUAAAAUGUAACGUUGAAAAAAUCAUCGAAGCGUUUUUAUGAACAAAAAAAUUUUUUUUGAAGUUGGAUAUACACAGUUUGAAAAAUAAGCUUGAAAUUAAAUAUUCAGUCAGUUUAUGGUCAUGUGUAUUGUACUAACUUGUAAUUUCUUAACGUUUAAAUUUGAAACUUAUUAUAAUGUUAUUAAAGUUACAAAUUAGCGUUGUUAUUAACAAGGAAUUGGUAUUUGCGAUAUAAUAUUAUUGUACAUCGAAUAGUCACUAACGGGAUAGAUAUUUUUCAAUUUUGUACCGUAACACGUUAUAGGUAGAGCUCAUUUUCAAUUAAAAUGUAUGCUUAUUUAAGACAUUAUUCGCAACUAUAGUACAUCAUUUAUUUAUUUAUGAGAAUAAGGAAUUUUGUAAGGUCUUUAUGUACUUUUACAUUAUUGUGUAUUUAAAUCAUGGCUAUUUAAUCUACUUUGAAGCACAAAUUAAAGUAAUAUUUUAUUAGUUUUACGCAUUUCAAUGAAAUUGGACGAUUUCUGCAUUUAAGUGUAUUUGAUAGUGUUGGUUUAGCCAUUUAUUGUGUCAUUUAUUUAUUGUAAUACAUUUAUGUAUAAUUCAAAAUUUAAACCGAUAUACUAUUGACUUAAUUUAAACGAUCUGAUUUUGAUACCUAAAUAAUAAAUAAUUGGGUCUCUUUCCGAUCAGUGUUUGACCAAACUUUAUAUUCGUGGUAUUUUUCCCCUAAUAUCAUACCAAUAAACGUCAAGCUAAUGUAUUUGUUCAAGGAGCUAUUUUGAAAAAUUUUGAAAAGUGACCGUUCAAUUCACUUAGAUAUAACAAGUUAGAUAUCUGAAAGAGCCCUAGUCUAAACAUAGGUUUUUUGCCCCUACGAGAUUGAACACGCUCAACGUUGAGUAAGUAAGACUAAGGAAAUAAAGCAAUGAGCAAUGCAACUAUGUAAUCGUGUAAUUUAAUAGUUUGGAUACAAUAUUAUUAUUAUACCCCUGUCACUUGCAUAAUUUGUAUUCAGUUUAGUUAUCCAAACCUGAACCAAUUGUAUUCAUUGUCAUCUUUAGACAUCAUUAAUAGUGUCGAUUGUUGCCUGAAUGAUGGCGUGCAGUAUUUUUGGAUAAACCAAUUAAAAAAUAGACUUACUAUAACAAUAAUAGAGUUAAAGACCCGCAAUGCACAAUGUAGGUAUAUUUUUUAUUCUACUCCCCGAGUCUGUUUUAUAUCUAUUUGUCAUUGACAGAAAGCAAUGACUAUCUAAAACGGUGCAUAGAGCUCUGUUAUAUAUUUUUAUUAGUGAAUUUUGUAACACAAAACUUUUAAAUAAUUAUGCUUUCGUUUUGUAACUUCAUUAAGUGCUUAAUUAAAACAUUUCUCUCAAAAAUGUAUAGCAAGUAUUGACUAAAAUUAUAUUGCUUGUAAUAUUGUAAGGAUUGGCGAUAAAUGCACCAAAUAUUAUUAUCAUUGUAUAGAAAACAUUAUAUGGAUAUAUUUUGAGAUUGCGUGUCAUAAAUUACAUUUAUUGUACAUUUUUUUAAGUCAUGUACUUUGGUAAUUUGUUUUUAAUGAGUUUAUGUCUAACAAUUAGCAAUAAAUAUUAGAAAGAACUUGUAUGUUUUACUUUUGCUUUUUAAUUACUCAUUGCAAUCAUUACAAAAAUAUAUUGAUCAUAGAUGGCUAAUAAAAAAGGGAACAAUUGGGGGACCCCAAUUUCCAAAUGCGGCCCUGGACAUAAACAAAAUACUUUUAAAAAAUAUAUAAGUUUGAAUUUCCGAAUGUUUUGAAAAUAACUUAUCAAAAAUACUAUUCUUUGUCACAAAUUGUUA
This is a messenger RNA of Ostrinia nubilalis (European corn borer), 4672 nucleotides long. It is a transcript of the gene Crk, whose product is annotated as adapter molecule Crk. Gene Ontology annotation, molecular function: receptor tyrosine kinase binding; signaling adaptor activity. The transcript has 7 exons. Gene Ontology annotation, biological process: cell migration; signal transduction. NCBI's taxonomy places the organism in Eukaryota, Metazoa, Arthropoda, Insecta, Lepidoptera, Crambidae. Bases 419 to 1291 code for a protein of 290 amino acids. The record is from RefSeq and is a predicted model, not a curated record.